Molecule: messenger RNA, 2634 nt
Organism: Ctenopharyngodon idella (grass carp)
Lineage: Eukaryota; Metazoa; Chordata; Actinopteri; Cypriniformes; Xenocyprididae
Product: alpha-tectorin-like
Exons: 12
Coding region: 237-2180 (647 amino acids)
Source: RefSeq, a predicted model, not a curated record
CGUGCGCCAGCAGCAUCGAUGCUAGUUGUGAACACACAUGCUCAGAAGGUUGUUUCUGUGAUGAGGGAUUUGUGAGGAGUGGAGGACUCUGUGUACCAGUGGAGCAGUGUGGCUGCUUGUAUGAUGGAUUCUACUAUCAUAUUGGUGAACAGUUCUGGGAUUCAACAUGUUCCCAACGCUGUCAGUGUUUCGCUCCGAAUGAUCUACGCUGCACUGCAUCUUUCUGCCCAGCGGCCAUGGAGUGUGCGGUCAGAAGUGGACGUCGUGAUUGCUAUAGUACAAUGUCCACGUGCACAGUCUGGGGCGACCCCCACUACAUCACCUUUGAUGGGGCUUUGGCCCACUUUCAGGGAACGUGUUCAUAUGAGAUUGCCCAGACCUGCGGUAACAUUACAGACAGUGAUCUGGAGUUCCGUGUGGUGGCCACCAACAGGCACCGGGGGAACAUGGUAGUGUCAUUUGUUUCUGCAGUGGAUGUUUGGUUGUCACAACAUGGACAACAGACACACAUCACUAUUGGGCAGAACAGGAGAGUUAAAGUUGAUGGAAAUCCUAUUGGCACACCAGCUUAUCAAAUCAAUGAUCUUGUAGAGGUACAUGAGGAGCAGGGAUUUGUAAUUCUAAAUGCAUUCAAUGAAUUCAUUGUCCAUUUUGAUGGACAUAACAGCCUUCUAGUCAGAGUGAGUGAAAGAUUCUUUGGAUCUCUCUGUGGAAUGUGUGGAAAUUUCAAUGGUAAUCCUGCGGAUGACAAAGUGUUGCCCAGUGGAGAACUCGCCUCUGAUGACAUUUCCUUUGGCCAGAGCUGGAAAUCAGACACCAGCGUUCUAGGCUGCGGUACCAGAGACCAGCCCGGUAAUGCUGAUGAGUGUCCAUCCAGGCAGAGGUAUUCUGAUCUCUGUAGUAUUAUCACCAACACCACUGGCCCCUUCCAGAACUGCCAUCUUCAUGUUGACCCUGCACCUUACUACUACUCAUGUGUGUAUGAUCUGUGUCUCUACACACGUGCCAAUGGCAUGCUAUGCUCAGCUGUUGAAGCCUAUGAGACAGCUUGUGCCAUCUUGGGGACACAGAUCUCAGAAUGGCGUUCGGGUCUGCGGUGUGAUGUGAGAGAUCGCUGUUCUGAGCUCAGCUGCUCUGAGGAUGAAUGGUGUGGGAAGAAAAAUGGUGUUUAUGGCUGUUUAUGUAACGACGACCAACCCAAACCAGAACCUGACUCUUUUGAUUCCUUAGAAACCUGUGAAAGCAGCUCUGGCUCCAUGUCUGUGUCUCGCUGUCAGCUCUUUGAGGCUGGUUUUCCAGCUGAUGUCUUACACCUCAAUGAUCCCAGCUGCAAAGGAACAGUCCGGAAUGGAAGAGUGGAAUUCCAUUUUGAUAAUGAUGAACACAUCUGUGGUACAAAUCUUGUGGCAAACGGCACCCACUUCAUCUAUGAUAACUUGAUUCUGGGGACACCGAGGUCAGAAGGUCUCAUCAGCAGAGAGAAGAUCCUGAAGCUUUCUUUCAGCUGUGUUUAUCCUCAAACACAAACACUUUCCAUGAAUGUGGAAAUCAACCCACUGGAGAGCGUUGUGCACAAGACUCUUCCUGCUGGUGAAGGCAGAUAUCGUGUCCGGAUGAUUCCAUAUCAGGAUGAUGAGUUUACCCGGCCCUUCACUGGUGCAGUGGAUGCAGAGCUCAACCAGGAGAUGCAUGUGGAAGUUCGUGUUGAGGGGGUCGACAGCCGCCAGUUUGCCCUGGUGUUGGACACGUGUUGGGCUACACCUGUGAAUGAUCCUGAUUACAGCCUCCGCUGGGAUCUCAUCGUUAACGAGUGUCCCAAUCCAAAUGACGACACAGUGGAGCUGCUGCAGAACGGCGUCUCGACAUCCAGCCGUUUCUCCUUCAGGAUGUUCAUCUUCACUGCAAACUCCACUAAGCUUUACCUGCACUGUGCUGUUCACCUUUGCCUUCUGUCAAGCAAUCGCUGCUCAAUGGACUGUGACUCUGGACACCAGCGGAGAGAGGGCAGGUCUCUGGACUUCCAUGACAGUGCUUCCAUAUCCAUGGGUCCUCUGAUGUUGUCUGAAGGGAACACAGAUAAGUGGGUCCCAGACCAAGUGAAGGUAUCUGAGGCUUCUUGUCUGUGUGGUUCUCUGAUGGUGCUUCUUGUUCCUCUGAUGAGUGUCCUGACAGUCUUUUAGUUUAUUUCCACAACAUUUUACAUGCAUAUUGUUUAGAGUCAUUUUAAUUAAUGUUGAACACAAUGUUGAUGCCACAGUGGUUGUGGGUUUCUAAACGUUUCUUAAUUUCAUAACUGAUAUUUUAUGUGGCAUAAAAAAAAAGACUUGUUUAAUCAUUUACGUUAAUUUUUAUAUUGUACAUUCAUUGUGUACUACUUGCAAGGAUGUGCUGCAAAACAAUGAUCAUCAGAUUUAUUCAAAUCAUGCAAAAACAUAACUGGGUCAUUUCUGUUCUGUGGAAAUCUGAUAUUAUAAUCAUAGAAAUCUAACUAAUAUGAUUUUCUUUUCUUGAAAAUUGUGCUGUAAUAUUUUACUCAGGUAUUUAGUAUAAGGCAUGUAUGAAAAAGAUGUAAAGAUCCUAAAGAUGUAAAGAUCCUAAAUGAGGAAAUAAAUAAAUUUGAUGGUUGGCCUCUUA